AUGACGUCACUCGAACGUGGCCGGCUCAGCGCGGGGCGUGACGUCACGCGGGCGGGCCGGUCCGCCUUGAGGUCACCUGGUGGGCGCGGCCAGGCCGAAUCCCCAGUGUCGUCACGGGCGGGGGCGGGGCCAGAGCGUGUCAGCGAAGCCGAAUCAAAACAAGCCGGAGACCCGCCUUUUCCCUCCGGCUCGGGAGCGUCUCGCCCCGGUCCCGAGCCCGCCGCGCUCGCGCGGCUGCGAGCCUCGGGUGGCCGCGCGCCGGCUCCAGGAAGCCGGGGAGGGCGCGGCGGCCGGGAUGGCGCGGCGCGGGCCGCGCGGCUAGACGGGCGCCGAGGAGCCGCCGCCGCGGGCGACGCCAAGAACGAGGCCCCCUGUGCCACGCCCCUGAUCUGCAGCCUCGGCAGGCCGGUGGACCUGGACAAGGACGACUACCAGAAGGUGGUGUGCAACAACGAGCACUGCCCCUGCAGCCCCUGGAUGCACCUGCAGUGCUUCUACGAGUGGGAGAGCAGCAUCCUCGUCCAGUUCAACUGCAUCGGCCGCGCCCGCAGCUGGAACGAGAAGCAGUGCCGCCAGAACAUGUGGACCAAGAAGGGCUACGACCUGGCCUUCCGCUUCUGCUCCUGCCGCUGUGGGCAGGGCCACUUAAAGAAGGACACAGACUGGUACCAGGUGAAGCGGAUGCAGGAUGAGAAGAAGAAGAAGUCUGGGUCGGAGAAGAACACAGGGAGGCCCCCCGGCGAAGCAGGGGACGAGGCCAAAAAGUGCCGGCCACCGAACAAGCCGCAGAAGGGCCUGAGCCAUGACCUCCCGCGGCGGCACUCCAUGGACCGGCAGAACUCCCAGGAGAAAGCGGUGAGCGCCGCGGCCUACGGGGCCCGCUCUCCCGGGGGCUCCCCAGGCCAGUCCCCGCCCGCCGGCUACUCCAUCCUCUCCCCUGCCCACUUCAGCGGCCCCCGCUCCUCCAGGUACCUCGGGGAGUUCUUAAAGAAUGCCAUCCAUCUGGAGCCCCACAAAAAGGCCAUGGCCGGGGGCCAUGUCUUCCGGAACACGCACUUCGAGUACAGUCCGGCUGGAUUAUCUGUGCACCGGGGGGGCCACUUCGACACGCCCGUGCAGUUCCUGCGGCGGCUGGACUUGUCCGAGCUGCUCACCCACAUCCCCAGGCAUAAGUUGAACACUUUCCACGUGCGGAUGGAGGAUGACGCCCAGAUGGGCCAGGGCGAGGAUCUACGCAAGUUCAUCCUCGCGGCCCUCAGCGCCAGCCACCGGAACGUCGUGAACUGUGCCCUGUGCCACCGGGCGCUGCCAGUGUUCGAACAGUUCCCUCUGGUGGACGGAACUCUGUUCUUGAGCCCGUCAAGACACGAUGAGAUCGAGUAUGACGUCCCGUGUCAUCUUCAAGGGAGGCUCAUGCACCUGUAUGCCGUGUGCGUGGACUGCCUGGAGGGGGUUCACAAGAUCAUCUGCAUCAAAUGUAAGUCGCGGUGGGACGGCAGCUGGCACCAGCUGGGCACCAUGUACACCUACGACAUCCUGGCUGCCUCCCCUUGCUGUCAGGCCCGCCUGAACUGUAAGCACUGCGGGAAGCCUGUGAUAGACGUGCGCAUCGGGAUGCAGUACUUCUCCGAGUACAGCAAUGUCCAGCAGUGUCCGCACUGCGGGAACCUGGACUACCAUUUCGUGAAGCCAUUUUCCUCCUUCAAAGUUCUCGAAGCUUAUUGAUGAAAGCUUUGCUUUAGUAAUAGCUAUUUUAUUGACAUUAUUUCUUUAUGACAUAUCUUUUAUAGGGAAACAUUUCUGUGACAUUACUUUCUUUUCUAAUUUAAAGGAGAGUUCCUUUGUGUACAUGUGCCACUGACAUGGGCUUGGCCCCUGGCCCUCUCUUGACUCCCGAGUGUUCGUCUGUGGUCAUGACCAGAGCCCAAAUGGAUAAUCCUGUGAGUCUGGGCUAGAGUGGUUCACCAUUGCUAAGUAUCUCUCAUGCAGCUUUGAAGGUGGUGGGGAGGGGAGGGUGAAAUUAGCAACAGGAUCCUGUGGUUAAGAACUAAAAGCAUGGAGGGAGUUGGAAGGAAACUCUUGUUAAGAUGUUAACUGUCUCAAGACCCACUUUGAGAUCUUUCCUGGGCCUUGGGAAGAACACGUGACGUGUGAAUGUAAGUCUGUGCCUGGGGAGCUGCUGGUGGCGCAGUCUGUCUCGGUUCAGCGCUCUGCCAUGCACACUGACCUGCAGAUGAUUUGAAAGUAGACCCAAGUGCUGUUUCUGUCACUGUUGUGAUUUAGCAGUUUUCCUGCUGAAAAGUAUAUCCAAAUUGUAAGGCCUAUGAAAACUGAUGGUGUCGCAGAGAUUUGUGGGUAAGCUGGCCUGUAACGAAGAGAAUAUGCUAAAUGAAUUUGGAAGGGAUACACAGUGACUCUCGGGGGCAAGACCAGGCAGAAAGAACCCUGUCCUGCGAAUUGUGUCUUUGGGGUUGGGUAGAUGAGUUCUGAAGGAGAAUCCAUGAAUAACAUGAUUUCGGUGGUGCCGAUUUAUGUAGGUUGCACUGUCAAAGUGUCAUUUGAUGUCAGAUCCUUCUUAUGGGUAGAUCUCACAGCAGUAGACCCUAACUGGUGAAUUUCAGAGCCAACAUUGCCAUGCUUUACCUUCCACAAAACUGUUCUGGCCACAUUUUACCCAUUUAAUGCUGAGUUUCCCAAAUCAUAGGUUUGACUCUAGGAAGGAGAGGAAAAAAUUGUUUUUGAGGAUUUGAAGAAAAUAAUGAUAAUAUUUCUUCUUAAAAUGUGUUUCAUUUUUCAGAACAUUACACGUUGUAAUGUAUUAACAGUAUGUUUGAGAAGAGAUCAUUCUGAAGCUGUCCUUGAUACUUCACCAUUAGUGGGGGGAAAAAAAGAUAAUUUGUGUAACUCAGUGAGUCAGAGUAUUGGGCUUUCCAAAAUUCAGACUUGUGUUAGAGCUUGAUGAUUUAAACAGACUGACACCUCAUACCCAUUUAGAAUUGUGAUUGGAACAUGAUUUCUCAAAAAUGGAUUUGAUGAUUUCAAGUAUUUCAUGUCUGCUAAUAGAAUGCCGAGAAUACAAUCAUUUCAUGGGUAGCCAAAUUGGGGUUGUGUGAACAUUUUGUAUUAUUCAUCUGGUUUAUACCUCCCACCCGCCCCCCGCCCCCCGUCAGAAAGACAGCCGUUUUUCCUCUCAGAAGCAUUUAGCUCUUAUUGCAAGAAAGUUUCAGUUCUACUGUAUGAAAUAUUUGAAGUUUUGUUUGAAAUAACAGAACAUUAAUGAACCAGUAUAUUGACUAAUGUUCCUAUCUUUCAGUUUAGAUGAUUGUAACUCGUUUUAUUGCAUCUGGUUUGGUGUUUGAUGAUUUGAGAAAUAUUUCACAGUUGGAGGAAAUGAAAUGCUCAAUGCUUUUAAGAAGUGGCAAAUCGGUGUUGGUCUGACAGUAUUUGAUGCAACUCUAAAAGGUCCUUAGGACAUAGCCCUUUGCAAAUUUGUCUUUAAUACACAAAGCUACAGUUGUGUAUUAACUGGCUCCCCAUUGAUUCUCUCAUGUAUCCAAGUAUAAAAAUUGGUUUCUCUUAUCCUAAGAGUAGCAUUUGGAUUUCAGUUCUGAAUUUAAAACAAAUAGUAAGAUAAAUGUUUGUAAUGCUGUUUUUUAAUCCAUCUAAAAUUUUGUAGAGAAACCUGCUUACCUUGUUGUUCUGGAUCUUAAAACGUAGACAUUUACACAUUCACAAGGUCCUCGGUCUGAUGCAUUCAGUAUUUUCUCCUUAUAUUUCUACUCUCUGAAAAAUAAGAUGGGGACUUUUCCCUGUAAUUGGAUACAAUUUGCUUUUGGCCCUUAUUUGGACGAUGAAGUUAGGAUUCUGCGGCUGCUGCAGAUAGUAAGAGUCGAGGCACAGGUAUCAUCUGAGACUUAUCUUUUGCCUUUAAGUCAUCAUGUUCUCCUCUAAAGUAGAGAGUCUGGCUUAUUUGCGGAUAAAAUAUAAUUGAGGAUGCAACAGUGUGGAGAAUAAAUCUUAUUUUAGAAAUCUGCUGACCUUGGUAUUUUUGCCACACUUUCUCCAAGUACUUUGCUCUGAAUAUCUUGGUGGAAAUUGGAGUAUGUCAAAAAAGAUGACUAUUUUUUUGUUGUGGUUUGUCACACCAGAGAUCCAUUGUCUUUUUUUCCUGCUAAGUAGUGUUCAGUAAAAUGAACCACUUGUAAGUGCUUAGUAAUUUCAAAGUGAUUUUUUUCAUGUGUUCUAAUUUUUUUUUUAUCACUUAGUUUUAAGCGUUCUGUACCUGGAACAAAUAAAAUUUUACCUGCUGCAUUCUAGUGAGAAACUCUUUCUGAUGGUUUUAUUACUUCCUCUUCAGGCUGACACAGUUCUCCACUCUCUUCUCAUUGCAUCUGAAAGCAAGAGAUAGAUAUACUGAGUUUAUCAGCUGCUUGGUUAAAAGCUAGACACUGGUCACGCCACUGAGGAGUGGGAUGAAUUAUUCCGCCCUAAGAAAGAGCUCUCCCCGGUGUUUGCUUUCCCGUUUUUGCAAAAGAAGCUUAUUUUCAGAGUAAAAAGUAUUUUCAUAUCUGUUUUGGGGGGGAAAUGAACUCAUUAGGAAAGAAUAUAAUUUGGUGUUGAAAUACUAAAACUAACAGACAGGCUGAUCCAUAACCUCUCAGAUCGUGAGACCUGACUUGCUGCAGUCCUCUGUCUUGUCCCAUAAGACCCAAUGCCUAACGUGCAGUCCGUCGUGCUGUGACCGGAUCAGGACCUCCGCUUGGCUCUCCUCUUUGGCCUCCUGGUUGCAGCUCUAGAGCAGUUUUCGCUGGAGGUUUGGGGAGGACUUGAAGAGUAAGCGCCCCUGUUCUGUGUUUUCGUUCCUUUCAUAGGAUGCUGCCUAACCCAGCUCAUCUCUGUGUCCUGUUGACUUUGUUAUUAUUCCAGGUAAUUGAAAGAAAAAAUCACGGAUGGGUAUCAUUAAAACCAGCUCAACAAAUAUAUUCUUGUCAGUAAACAUUUCUUGUCAAGAUGUCUUGGAUUGCACUUUUGUCGAGGGAAGAAGGUGUAAAUAGUUCAAGAAUGUUGAUAAACCUGAAACAUUUGGUUAUGGAAUUGUGUGUGGUGUUUGAAGGCUUCUGUUUGUGAAAUGUAUGUAUUAAACUUAAUAAAAUUUCAGAAACUAACAUUGUA
Messenger RNA from Suricata suricatta (meerkat), 5172 nucleotides. RefSeq names its product hdc homolog, cell cycle regulator (gene HECA). The record is from RefSeq and is a predicted model, not a curated record. Bases 1 to 1725 code for a protein of 574 amino acids. The transcript has 5 exons. NCBI's taxonomy places the organism in Eukaryota, Metazoa, Chordata, Mammalia, Carnivora, Herpestidae.